AUGAUAGCCGAGGGGUCUGGAAGGGAAAUAUGUAGUCAACUCCAAUUAACGUCUACCGCUAUGGUCCCAUCUCCUACGUGCAGCUUGUGCAAAGUUGGACUCCGUAAGCAUAUCGGAUUUGCGUGUGUGCGCUACAGUGUCAUAGCAGCUGCUGGCAGCUCGUUGUUGAGCGAUCACAGUAUAUUGAAUAUUCCCUGCGUGUUUGCGUUUACAAAGUUCAAAGUUCUGAGUAACUUUACGGGGCACCGGGGUUAA
This is a messenger RNA of Ascochyta rabiei, 255 nucleotides long. RefSeq lists its product as uncharacterized. The transcript has a single exon. Bases 1 to 255 code for a protein of 84 amino acids. The record is from RefSeq and is a predicted model, not a curated record. Lineage: Eukaryota; Fungi; Ascomycota; Dothideomycetes; Pleosporales; Didymellaceae.